GCGCUGACACCCUUUGGUUCUCUGCCUCGGCAAAGCAAUGGCCUCCUGGUCUUCCAUAACGCUCGCUUUGGUGCUCAUCUUCUCCAUGUCGAAAGCGCAAGGGGCCGGCGUGGAGUGCGAGCGCUUGGACGCGAGCGCCUGCGCCUACGCGGUGUCGUCGUCGGGAAUGCGCUGCGUGCUGGAGAGGAACGCCGGGGGCGCCUACGCGUGCGCCAUGUCGGAGAUCGGCGCCGAGGGGUUCGUCGACUGGGUCGAGACGGAAGGGUGCAUCGCGGCGUGCGGCCUCGAUCGGAGAACCGUCGGGAUAUCGUCGGACUCGUUGCUGGACGCUAACUUCCGGCGGAAGCUGUGCUCCUCGGAGUGCUUCCGUGGCUGCCCGAACGUAGUCAACCUCUACUUCAAUCUCGCAGCUGGCGAAGGAGUGUUCCUUCCCACCUUAUGUGAAGCACAGCGAAUGAAUGCUCACCGUGAGAUGGCGGAGAUACGAAGCAGCGGUGCGGCAGCAGUGAUGGCAUAUGAGUGGUUUGGAGAGUCUCCUGCUUAUCCUCCGAGCGACAUCCCUCUCGACGUCUUCCCCCCGGCAGAAUCACCCAUCAUGCUGUAGUUUGUGUAACAUUGAGUAAUUAUAUUGCCGCCAUGGGAAUCUUCUUCCCUCACGACUCUGAGCAAUUGAUUCCCAGGAACACCAUAUGCCAAGCUCUCAUCUUAGAAGUAUUGCUCCCAUACAAAGGGAUCUGAAUGAAUAGAGUAUGGGUUGGUGAUGAACAGCUUCUUAUUAUGAAGUCAAGACGAAGCAUUUGUCUUUUUAGCCUUCAAAGGAACCCUUUGGAGCUUCCACGAAACUCGAUAGAAGCUUCAAAGGAGCAUCUCAUGAAUGCACUACGAGGUUGUUUAUUGAUAGAGAAUGUGUAAUGGUGUCACCUUUUUUUCUUAC
Messenger RNA from Musa acuminata AAA Group (dessert banana), 934 nucleotides. RefSeq lists its product as uncharacterized. Lineage: Eukaryota; Viridiplantae; Streptophyta; Magnoliopsida; Zingiberales; Musaceae. Bases 38 to 604 code for a protein of 188 amino acids. The record is from RefSeq and is a predicted model, not a curated record. The transcript has 3 exons.